Molecule: messenger RNA, 774 nt
Organism: Pleurotus ostreatus (oyster mushroom)
Lineage: Eukaryota; Fungi; Basidiomycota; Agaricomycetes; Agaricales; Pleurotaceae
Exons: 2
Coding region: 1-774 (257 amino acids)
Source: RefSeq, a predicted model, not a curated record
AUGUACACAAAGUCUCGGGACGUUCUACAUGAAUCAGAGGGAGCAGAGCUGUUAAAGAGGGAGGCUCCUGUAAUUGGGGGAUCAGUCGGAGGAUUUGCUGCCCUUAUAGUGUGCUUGGUCGCCGUCAUAAUUCUCUCUCUUACAGGGAUUGUGUAUCUCUGGCGAGACGAUGGCCCUUUGAGUAGAUCGCACCGCUACGGCUCUUCCAACUCUAGGGGAUUCUCCUUGCCAAAAUUCACCAAUUUCUUCCAGUUUGGUGCCUAUCGAUCAUCUGGGCAUUCAGCGGCUCCCCUCCCGACACAUACGCCAACGUCCUCUAUCAAAAUGAGCAAGGAAUCAGUCCAAGGUUGGGCGCGAGCUACAUCGCCGGAUGACUUCGAUCCAGAUGGACUGCGACAACUCUCAUACGCCCAUGCAUCCCGCUCGCUGUCGCUAUCCCCGCCACCUUCCACUUACUCGCCAUCACCCGCACCGGGUUCCCCAUUCCAACCACCAAUGCGACUAGACCCAGCAUCAAGCGUCGUACGGUUCGAGAAUUCCCACAACGUAACGGUUUACCAUCCGAUUCUUUCCGCGUCACCCCAGCCCAGCAUCCCUACAAUUACGACGAUACCAUCGAAUCCCCCUUCUCCGCCACCCCCACUACGCACUGUUUCUCCGGAGCCCAUGACUUUUAACGACAGCGACGCUGAUGAAGGAUAUAAAUUUGCUGUCCAUUCUGGAGUAACUAUGCGGACCCUCCAAAGAGGUACAAAAUUCGUUGAAUCAUUGUAG